Molecule: messenger RNA, 1698 nt
Organism: Coprinopsis cinerea okayama7#130
Lineage: Eukaryota; Fungi; Basidiomycota; Agaricomycetes; Agaricales; Psathyrellaceae
Exons: 1
Coding region: 1-1698 (565 amino acids)
Molecular function (GO): protein binding
Source: RefSeq, a predicted model, not a curated record
AUGAGCGAGGCUCUUCUGUUGCUCGCGGAGCUUCCUGGCGAAGUUCUUCACACCGUCUGCACCUUCCUGGACGACGAGGACCUUCUCAACUUUGGAUUCAUCUGCCGCUAUGUCCACCAAGUCGCGCACCCGGUGUACUUGGCACGACACGGGGUGGGUCACCACGACGAUGGAACACUGGGUUUCGCCGACCUACGGUCUGAAGGAGUCGUCAAGGCGGUUCGUUCUUCUCUCUCCAGCCUCAAUUUCCAUCGACUGCUCGUUCCUUUUCACCUUGGACACUCGACGGCGAACGGGGGCUCCCAGCCUCGUGUUUUCGGCACCUCGAUCAAAGCAGGAUUGGAUAGGAUCGCAUGCUCCAACGAGGUUUACAUCAAGCUCGCGUACCCACCCGGCUCGGGCAAUGGGGGUCGAGAAGGGUCUCGGGACCUGCUCGCCAACAGGAGGGCCAUCCAUAAUUGGGAUGCGAGGGGCUUGAGGACGGAAUGGGAUUGGUUCAUGGAUCGUUACCUGUCGCGUUCACAGUGUCGGGUGCUGCAUGUAGAAGGCGAGGUGGAAAGAGGUGGACUGGCCGAGCCUAUAGAGCAGGGUAUAUGGGGCAACUACUACGGCCUUUCGUCGAUCAAUCGCGUACGGUUUCAUUUACCCAAUCCCGCCCUGGCCCCUUUUCGAUGGCUCGGAGUCCUGCCGUCGCCAAAGUUGGAACACUUUGACGUGCACGCUGAGUUCCUUUUCCAUCCGACCCUAUGCCAUUGGACACUGUGCAUACUGAACUCCCCCUCUCUGACCUCCGUAUCGUUCGACCAACUCUCCUAUAUGUCCGAGAGCAGUUGGAACCUUCUCCUUCCGCUCAUCAACAUCCCUAACCUCACGAAACUCUCGAUUAACCAUUGUCGAAUCGCAACUCACGACCUAUACUGCUUCCUCGCCCGCCACCCCAACAUCGAAGACCUUUCGUUUGGGUUUAACUUACCGCGCCUCCUUCCAACAACCCCGCUUCCGAAAAGUGCGCUGUCCAAGCUCCGCUCUCUGACAGCCCCAAUCGAACACCUCGUGGUACUCCUAUCCAUCUCAACGCACCCACUUCCGACUCUCAAAACCGUACGCGUCCUCUACCGCACUCGUCGGGUGACUCUUUUCCUGUCGAACGCCAUCAACAGCGAUCUCGCGCCCAUCUGUUUCCGACUGCGAUCAGUCAGCGAAGUGAUAUUAUCGGUGAUACUCGAGUCAGCAGCGACGGAUUGGCUGGUUAUGGUUCGCUCGGGGAGUCAAGGGCCGCGAUACGAAUUGCCGGAGCACUUGAGGGACGAUGAAGAGGGGUCAAGAUCGAGCUCGACUUCGAGGGCGGGGUUAACGUCAAGUAUCACGUUCACUGGGACAUGUGUGACCCAUCUGGAGGUGAAGGUGAAGCAGUAUGUCCUGCCUCACUCUCUGGUGCUCGUCCUCCCGAAAUGGGUCAGGGCUUUCGAGAAGACCAAGUGUUUCGAUUUGGUGUCUCUGUCUAGUUCUUCUGGGUGGGGGAUAGGGGGAAGGAAAUGUGCCAUGGGGGCUGAAGAUCCGUUCGAACUCGACUCUCAUCGAGAGUCGUUUUUGCGCGCGUUGGUAAAGAAUUGCCCAACUUUGAAAAGGAUCAAGGUGAAUGGAGAGGACGAAGAAGUGCCGUCUGGACGAGCUGCAUCUGUAAUCGCACUGGUGUAA